AUGGAGGCGUUUGCGGAAAUCAGUCAUGAUACCAAGAAAUUCAGGUUUGGGCUACCUUCAACARAUCAUAUAUUAGGACUACCUGUAGGYCAGCAUGUUUACCUUUCUGCAAAAAUUGAUGGUAACCUGGUGAUUCGAGCCUAUACUCCYGUUUCCAGUGAUGAGACAAAAGGUUAUGUUGAUUUGUUUUUACAGGUCUACCACAAAAAUGUGCACCCCAAGUUUCCAGAAGGUGGGAAGAUGUCCCAGUAUCUGGAUAACAUGAAGAUUGGAGAYACCAUUGAUUUCAGAGGGCCAAAUGGACUCCUUGUGUAUAAGGGGACAGGUACCUUUCUUAUCAAGCCUAAUAAGAAGUCUGAAGCAGAGAAGAAGUUUGCAAAGCAYCUCGGGAUGAUAGCUGGAGGAACAGGAAUAACUCCUAUGUUGCAGCUGAUCCGUCAGAUCACAAACGAUCCUAAGGACACCACAAAAUGUUACCUCCUUUUUGCCAAUCAGACAGAAAAUGAUAUAUUGCUGAGAGCUGAGCUGGAAGACAUUGCCAAGCAGCAUCCUGAGCAAUUUCGGCUGUGGUACACACUGGACAGACCUCCAAAAGACUGGAAAUACAGCUCUGGCUUUGUGACUGCAGACAUGAUGAAAGCCCACCUGCCCCCUCCUGGCAGUGAGACCCUCAUUCUCAUGUGUGGGCCCCCUCCAAUGAUUCAGUUUGCCUGUCAGCCCAACCUGGACAAACUUGGCUAUCCCAAGAGCAGUACAUUUGCWUAUUAAUGGCACCUUUUUGUAAGUACUGCAUAUUUUUCUACAGGAACAAUUGAUUUGUAACUGUGCAGCAUUUUUGUGUGUGUAUGUUUUUUAAUCCCUUGAUGUAAUUUCUGGAGUUUAUGACUUCAUAAUUACCUUGUAUGUUUUAAUACUAAGAAGUUGAGAUGUCAUCUUGAAUUGUGUGGAAGUUAUUUAGUCUGACCUCUUAAGCUAGUAUUAAACAUGAAUUCUGAGGGAAAAACAUUAAGAUGAGUGGUCUUCUACAUGUAGUUAUGUUAAAUCAUUCCACAGGCACCAAGAGAGAGGGGAACAUUCUGAAUUUAUUCAUAGCAGUCAAAAAAUAAGCAUUUAUACCGGUGUUACGCUAAUUAGGAUUUCUUACUACAUAUAUUUAAAAAAAGAAUCAAUUGUUUUGCAGAUUUGACUAUUCACAGCCAAGUGAGUUAUAAAUACGGAAUAAACAGUGAGUUAUAAAUACAGAAUUGAAAGAAAUAGGAAAACGUGUUUGGAAUAUCCCAUUUGCAGUGCUUUAGUGAGUCUGUUGGCUAACUGACCUGGCAAAGUAUUGCCCAUGGUGCCUGAGCUGGUCACUGCAUUUCCAGACUGGUACAUUUAAUCUGAUGCAGUCCUGUCUAGYCCAGUACAACAGCAACAGAUUUAUUUUGUUAGAUGUUUUAAAGAAAUAAAUCUUUGUUUUAUUCUGCU
This is a messenger RNA of Malurus melanocephalus (red-backed fairy wren), 1467 nucleotides long. Its product is annotated as NADH-cytochrome b5 reductase 2. NCBI's taxonomy places the organism in Eukaryota, Metazoa, Chordata, Aves, Passeriformes, Maluridae. Gene Ontology annotation, molecular function: FAD binding; oxidoreductase activity. Gene Ontology annotation, cellular component: mitochondrion. The transcript has 8 exons. The record is from RefSeq and is a predicted model, not a curated record. Bases 1 to 768 code for a protein of 255 amino acids.